Messenger RNA from Medioppia subpectinata, 2068 nucleotides. The record is from the annotation of a GenBank genome assembly. NCBI's taxonomy places the organism in Eukaryota, Metazoa, Arthropoda, Arachnida, Sarcoptiformes, Oppiidae.
GACACGACACACGAGUCACUGAUUGUCUGGUGAUAAUCGUGUGGUUUGUCUGGUGUUUGUGGCCAUCGGUUGGGAUGUCUGUGGACUCGAGUCUCUUCGUGUUCGCACUCUUCGACACUUCGGCUCUACUUUUUCUAACCGUUUAUAUCGUGAUCACAUUGAGUGACUUGGAGUGCGAUUAUCUGAACGCUCAUCAGUGCUGUAAUAAAUUAAAUAAGUGGGUGAUUCCGGAACUGAUAUCGUAUGCAAUUCUGGUAAUACUUCUCUUAUUCACAAACCAUUGGUUUCUAUUCAUUCUGAACGGACCGAUGCUGUCAUGGAUUGGCUAUAAAUACUAUUCAAUACCGAAGGGAAACAUCGGUUUCUAUGACGCGACUGAAGUCCACAACAGAGGAAAUCUGAAACAACUGAUGAAAUUCUCAAUGAUUCGAUUGGCCUUUCAUUUGAUCCAUUUCUUCAUUUACUUGUAUUGUAUGAUAAUUGCAUUAAUUGAGUCCUAUUUUGUGACACGAGUUGCCGUUAAUCUGAAGACAAGUGAUUCGGCAAAGAUGUCAUCGAAACCAACUAAAACUCAUUUGGCUCUUAAAAAGGCUGAUAAUUAUAAUCACAACGAUUUUGAUUCCAAACUAAUGGUAUGUCUUAUGAAUCGAUCGGCAAUUUGUCUUCCGGUGACCGAGAGAUCAGAACCAUUGACUGGUGAGGAUGUGUUGGACAAAGUAUACAAUCAACUGAGAGACCAAAACAUAGAUUACGACAAACCAUUGUAUUUUGAUCCCAAAUACAAGAAUUUGUUCGCCAUUUGGGUUACUUCUGCUUAUCUUGAGCUCCAGUUACAGCCGACGCACCGGCCGUUCACAGUGUUGACCAAUUGGGACCAACUUCUCUUCAAACACGGACCCAUAGAACUGGUCACAGAUCCACAACUUAUUAGAAAAGAUGAGCCGAACCUUAGUUUCCAGAGGAAUGUGUUUUGCGAUAAAUCAAGAGAUAAUGAGAUCGGAGUGUCAGAUAUGGGCGCUCUUCGACUUCUGUACUUUGAGGCCAAACUCAAUGUAUUGGACGGCAGAUAUCCGUACGACGAUUACGAACAGUUGGCCGCAUAUCAGGCGGCCAUCGAUUUGGGACCAUAUGAUCAAAAUGAACACUCGAUUCAGUAUUUCCGCCAGCAUUUGAAUGAAUUCAUUCCCUGCAAUCACGUCAAAGGCAGUGAUGGCAACAAAAUCAAUGGUUUGAUGCGAACGCUAAGUCGUGGCACUCAAACACAUCGUUGCGCUCAACGAAUUGUCGACAAAUACAGAGACAUCUCUAAUCAUAAAUGGACUGAUUAUGACCUCUUGAAGGCCUAUUUAGACAUUUGCCACACAAUACCGGCUUACGGAAGCGCUUACUUCUCGGCACAAAUCGAAAGACCCAUAAAAUCGAGUUUCGCGUCUUUGAUGAGUCAUUUCGACCUAAAAGUAUGGGUUGCCGUCAAUAAGGAUGGUCUGCACCUCAUAUCCAAAGAAAAGCCGGAACUGUUGCUUUCAAUCGAUUACGACGACUUGUGUUGGGCGGUGGGAUGUCCUCAGGACUCUUCGGAUCCCAAUUGCAUUCCCUGUCUAUUCAUUCAAAUACCGGACGAAAGCGACAAAAACACAAUUUUGCAGAUAUUUUCGCGUCAAUACAAACUCAUCGAAUCGAUCCUUCAUUCGUUUAUAGAGGAGGCAAAGGCCAAGUCCUCGAGUCAGCCGAUGAGUCCGUCCUGUGAUGUGACGGACAGCGCACAACCCAUUGCCGCUCAACGUGUCAUCACUUAUGAAAGCAAUCCUAAGUUAUCAUUACUCCGGAAGAAGUUAUCGUUGGCCACAUUCGACGGGUCCGGUCAGUGCAUCAACAAAACUGGUUCGUGGGUUAGAUCACAGCACAGGAAGACAAUUAACUGAAUAUACAGUUAAUUAUUUUAGUUAUCAUUUCAUUUAUAGAAAUUUAUUUAUACGUUAAAUACAAUAUAAAAGUUAUAUAAAUAAUGUAUUCAUUUCUAAUUGGAUUUCUAUUACUUAAUAAACACUAUUAUAUUUAAAGCCUUUAA